AUGAAGAUGGCUGAUUCAGAGAAGGCAGAGGAAUUUGUUGAUGCCGAAUGUCCCCUAGAGUGCCUUGAUGAAACACAAUCAGCCACGGCUUCCAUUCAGGUAGAGCAAGAUGAGCACCUGAAAACAGAGACCACCACCAGUACCAGCUCUCCGCCAAGGGAAAAGGAGGGAGAAAGCCCUUUGAAUACAGAGGGGGAACAGAGUCUCCUCUCUAUGCCAUGCCUGAUGAAGGAACUCCGCCGAGACUCCCCCGAGUCCCAGCAUGCCUCAACAGGGAGUGACAAGCCUGUAUCUCGUCAUAUCUACGAAAGUGACUCCUCAAACCCCUGCAUGCUCUCCCCUUCAUCCAGCGGGCAUCUUGCUGACUCAGACACACUCUCCUCAGGGGAAGAAGGUGCCGCUCCUCCUGCAGGAGAAGAAGAUGGCAACAUGGAGGCUUCAAACGAUCCAGGGCAGGCAGCAGGAAGGCAACCUAUCUCCACAGGAGGCAGGAAGUCCCGGCGAUCGCGGUCGGAAAGUGAGAUGCCUCCUAAUGCAAUGGCUGCAAAGAAAAAUCGCUGCCAGCCUACCGCAGCCGCAGCGGGAGGGCAGGAAAAACAAACUAACGGCAAGCUGGGAAAAGUGAAAGGUCACCGGAGCCAGAAACACAAGGAGCGAAUGCGUUUGCUGAGGCAAAAACGAGAAGCAGCGGCACGGAAGAAGUAUAACCUGCUGCAGGACAGCAGUACAAGUGACAGCGAGCUCACAUGCGACUCCACCACCAGCUCCUCUGAGGACGACGACGAUGACACCUCAGGAGGUAGCAAGACAAUCAAGACAGAUAUUUCAGGUAACACCCAAUGUUCUCUUCGCACUUUAACAGUAUUACUACCACCGUUUAGGGUGACUGUAGAAGCCACAUAGUAUUGUCAUGUAAAAACACCGUGUCACAUGAUAUGUUUUACAUGGAAACUAGUCAGUCAAAUUUCUUUAAAACCAAGCCUGCUUUCCUUCGAGAUGAAUUCAUUUUUAGAAUAAAAAAGCACAUAGAAAUGCACAUCAGGGCUGUACAAACAUUUUGCUGUAACAUGUUACAAAAGCACUGCUUUGUUUGUUUUUAUCAGUCACUUUCUGUCUUUGUGGUUUUUUUUCUUUUUCAUUAUUGGUGUCCAUCCAUCCUAUCUCUAGAUGCUUACACUGUUAUAGACAAGUCUCUAUCCUGUCAGUUCAAGUCAAACAACAUUUGUUUUGUUGGAGCUUUAUUCCAUCAUCUGCAUGCUACAGAAGUCUAGCAGACAUUCAAUUCAUUGAAUGAAAUAUAACCAUGUUCUGGUAAUCUAACCUUUUUUUUGUGGUUCCUACUGUCCAACAAGUGAGCUAAUAAUAUCAUCAGCCUUUUUGCUCUCAAUAGAUGGGGGUGUACGCUCACAUUGUGCUAGCGUUAGCUGCAAGACUCAUUUGGUGUAUCCUGCUUUCCUUCUCUGCCCGCAGCUUUUUAAAUAUUCCUUAGGUCUAUCGUAUGCUUCAUCCUGCCUACACAGGAGGUGAGGAGACAUUUUUAAGAACGGAAACAGAAACAGUUGGUCAUCUCCUCUUAAAUGUGUUCAACAGCAUCUUUUGAUGAGUCAGACGGCUCUUCAUAACUGGCUAAAACCUAUUGAUGCAGAAGAUGGGUGCUCACUGAAAAGAAUGACAGCGUAAACACUGAAAAUAUUGUAUCAUCUGCUAUCUUUUUGUACACUCCGAAAACUUUUGUUACCUGGUGAUUGCUGGGUGAGUGGAGUUUUAGGAGGGUUUGGUCUGCUACUGGUUGUAUGUGGCUGGAGUAGUGGCUGAUGAAUUGUGUGCAGAUAGAGUUAAAAUAGGCUGAUAAAGAAAAAACAUUUCAUAUCAGUCCUGAAACAUACCUUUUCUUUAUAAUUCAGAUCUGUUUGUAGAUUUUUUUUGUUGUCUUUUUUCUGUAGUGAUCAAGCUUGUGUACAUUUUUUCAGCAUUAGGUUUUCUGUUUUGUUCAGAUGCAUGAGCAGAAUUUUACAGGUAUUUUUCUUUUUCUACAAAUUUGCGAAGAAUAUCGUCAUCGCAACAGAAACAAAGUCAGAGACAUCUGUAGUCCUUUAUUAAGGUUUUUUUAUUGCCUUAAACGGAAGCAUUUUACCCCACUGAGUCUCCAGUUAAAAAUGACCCAAACCACUUUCACUGUCACCUAAAGCAUCCAGUUCUGUUACUUUAAGGAUCUGUACUACAUGAGAUUUUUCAGUCAUUUUUACAUCCCGCACACAGAUUUGAGUGCUACAGCUGCAUGACGUAGUCCAUCAGCAUGAAAACAGUUGAUCUGCACGUAACCAAACACAAACUCAUUUUCUCUUAAAUGCAAAAGUCCAACUCCAAGGCAUGACCGUGCUACUGUAUUUUCUUAUGGCUUGGCCUCAAUGUCUUUAAAGCUGGCUUCAGACGUGCAUCGGAGAGAUCCAGAGUGGGCGCCCAGAUUCAUGGGCUGCUGGACAGCGGUACGUGGGACAGGAACGGCAUCGGCAGCGUCCUGGAGGAGGCCAUGACACGUUUUGCCGUGAUGCAGCGCCAGACUGAGGAGCGCUUCCGCAUCUGGAUGGAAAAGCUUGCACAUCUGGACUCAGACAACGACUCGUCGAAACGUUCGAGUGACGCCCACGAGGGGCAGCAGCAAGGGGGACGCCUGUCCCCGCCCAGUUCCUAUUUGCCAUCAUCAGAGUCUGCAGAGACUAUGGCAGCCUACAUGUUGGCCCGAGAGAACAACAGUCUCCCUCCCACUCCCAUCAACAACAACAUCCUACCUGAAGUGGCCACUCAGAAUGGAAAUCUAGGUGUCCCAGACCCUGGCCUCCUGAAUGUUUAGAUUAAACCUCUACUUCACUCCUCUCUGUUUGAAACUUAGAGCUUACCAAGUGUAGAAAUAGUUGCAGAGACCACGGCAUUGGGUAUUAUGAAUAAAUGGCGUGAGGUCAAUUAGCGGAUUCACCCUCAACAGCAGCUGGGCCUGAGCUGCAUCUAUGAACUGGACUGAGUGCAGACCUGAGACUAAGUGCAUCUCCUGAUGCUGAAUCACUGUGAGAUUUGACUUUCUGAACAAUUCAACUCACCUGUUCAAUUUCUGCUGAAUCUGUUACACGGACUCGGGGCAAAUCUCUUUAGACUCUUGAGUCAGGGCUCUUUAUCCUACUGCUAAUGUAUGGCUUGUUUGUUUUUAUUGAGCAGCUGUGCACACACACACACACACACACACACACACACGUACACACGUAGACCAAGGAGCUGAUUAUGUCAUUCGUAUGGACUGCAUUACAGCACCUGGCUGCCAUCAUGAUAGUGCUAAAGUGGGGGUGCUGCUGCUUAAAAGCAUGUGCCUUGUCAUUCUGACUUCACGUGCGGAAUGAUAUAUAGAGCAUCAUAAUACUAUUAUUUUAAGAAUUAGGUUCUACAUAACCCUUUCUUUUCCUGAACUAUAUUUGCACUCUGCUUAAAAGUUGUUCAGGGCUUUUAAAAUGUUGUGGCAACCUUUCUUUUGGUGGCAUAGCUUUACUAACAUCAGACCAUUUCAAACAUAGAUUUGCCUAUUAAUACAAACAAUGCUAACCAAGAAAGUCUCUCGUUUUCUGAUUAGAUGUGUUUACAUUUUUAAAGUUUGCCUUUCUGUUACAUUUGCUGCUAUUGCUGCGUUUGAGCAGCAUCAAGAAACUAGUGAGGGAGGAGGGACUCCUCAUGGUUAUUCGUAGUAGCCUGUGUAUAGAUUAUGGACAACAAAUGGAGCAUGGGUUUCUGUGUUGUGGCUAUCAGUUACACUGUUAAGAGCCUCAGAUAUUCACUCAUAUAAUAUUCGCCUAGUUAAUAUUUUAUUUGCACUGGUCUGCCAGCUUGGCCUGUGUCCGCAGCUUGUCUUUAAUCCGAAAAUACAGGCAUCACAUUUACAAAUACACCGCAGUUAUAACAGCUGCAAUAAGGUGCAUGGCCGUGUUUACUGACUCCCUAAAAACUGACUGAUCAUGUGGCCUUCUCUGGUUCAGAUCCUGUGGUCUUUUAGGUGGAAGCUCUCCACCUCAGCCUCUUCCUUAAACUACUUUUACUGAUGGGGAGUGUCACAACACUGCUAAGACCAUCAGAACACGAUGAAAGAAUUCUCAGCCUAAUCAUAUUUAUAGUUAGAAAGGUUAAAAAGAAGAAAGAGUUACUUUUUCUGUAUGUGUAUAUGUAGUCCCACAACUGUCAGUUUUACACAACUGAAAGCUGGAAGUUUCCCCACCUGUUUGCAUGUGAUUAUAGUAGCAUAUAGUAUGUGCAAGGCCAAAUUAUUUUCAUCAGCAGCAUGUGUGCAAGGUGUACCUUUGCUUGUGCUGAUAAACGGUGACUUAGGGGACAUUUUAUCUGUUGAUUUUCUUUCUCUUGGCCUUUUUUUUUCUUGUUUAAAAUUGUGUGAAUAUUCAACUUAUGUUGCAUGUUGCGUAAUUAUUAGGGCUGCCCCUCACCCCCCCUAAGGUUGAUGAUAUGAAUCGGGAAGGUCAAGUCGAGAACUCUUCAAGUUCACUCAUUUUGUCAAAGAACCACUCACCACCAGAUCAAGACAAAAACAGCAUGGCAGGCAUGGCAACUACAGCCAAAUAACUGUCUACUGGUGGAUGGGGCAACCUCAAAACUGAAAAACUCCAAGCUAAGCAGCUCACUUGCCAAUUUAUAGACCCUUUAAAUAUUCAUUACCGUAUUUUUCGCAGUAUAAGGCGCACUUAAAAUCCUUUCUGCUUCUGCGGCUACCGUAGCCUCGUAGAGUUAUUGAAUGAGUUAUUAAAAGUUUGACUUAUCUGACCGUUUUGUUUGGCUUGAUGCGCUUUAUAAUCCGGUGCGCUUUAUGUAUGAAAAUAGACGCGUUAAUUGGUGGUGCGCCUUAUAAUCAGGUGCGCCUUAUAGUGCGAAAAAUACGGUAGUCGGAGGGUUUUGUUAGGAGCCAUAUGGCUAAUAGAGGUCUCCUACUCGCUAAAUAAACUUUAAAAAUAGUUAAUAUGGGUUAAGAAACGGAAGAUCGUCCUAGUUUGAAUUAUAACACUGUUAGCAUAAUCUACUUUAAGUGUUUAACCAUUCUGUGAAACAUAAAUCAGAAGUAUACUUGAGUUUCUGAGUCGGUUACAGCCCUAAUAAUUACUUUGACUUUUAUGUUCAGAUUGAUCAAAUGACUACUGUACUGCAUUUCUUUUGACUGAAUUUACUUUAAAAAAAAUGGCUUGAUCAACAUUGUAAAGUGAGCCCUUACAAUCACACACUGUGUGCAUUAGAAGAAACACUAAGGACAGUCAAUUGUUUACCAAAGAGCUAUCCUGGUUUACACGAGUCCUUUUCUCUAUCUCUCUAAUACAUGGCCUUUGAAAUCGGUUUCUCUUGUAACCCUGGUACCUUCCUAUUCCAGCCCAGCCAGCUAUUCAUAGGCACCCUUGUGUCAAAGUACAUGCUGUCCAGACCAGCCCUCUCUCAGGCACUCACACACACACACGCACUCACCCAUAGACAUGUCAGGGUAGCUGUGUUAGUGUGUGUGUGUGUCUUUUCCAGGGACUCCUUUCACAGGGUAAAGCAAAGAUACACGUUCCCACUCUUCCACUUCUUCUUUGUUUUAGCCUUUUAAUUCCCAGACAACAUUUCAUUUACAGGCUGUGAUCAUUUUUAAGUGUUUUGUAACGACUAUAUUCUAGUGUAGUUUUUAUGUGAAUGGCUGUUAUUUUAAAAGCAAUAAAUGAAGAGGAAAAAAAAUGCUGUGAGAGGUUCAUUGGUACAAACAUUACUUUAAAAGCAUAAUUAUUUAAGCUUUGAAAAGUUGCCGUAAUUGUUGGUGGUUUUCUGCAGGAACUCUGCUUUUCACUCGCAUCGAAGAGCCCUAAUGUGCGAUGUCACUAUCUUCUAUCAAAGUAAAAAGGGGUGUAUUUCCUGUGUUUAGUCAUAUAGACGCUGCAGUUAGCAGCACUAUGGAUCCACACAGUCCUACAAUUCCUAGGCAUGAUUUGAAUAAUAAAGUGUUUUCUUUGUUUCCUGCAGACGGGCCUCCUGUAGUGGGUCACUAUGAUAUUUCAGACACUGAUUCUAACCAGGAGAGUAUGAGUGUGGAGACAGUCCGGCCCACGGUGAUAAAGCAUGAGCUAAAAACACACAGAGGCCAGGAUAUGGCAUCUCACUCUGGGUGUAUAAGAGCUCUGAGCUCAAUCUCAGGUCAGUUACAAACCCAGUAAAUCCAAACUGAUAAUUUCCUCUCAGUGAAGACAGGGGAUAUAGAGGCAUGGGUGUCCACGAUACUAUGGUGGGGAGACGGUCUUUUAUAGUCCCAGCGAGAUGCCCUUUUGAAGAACUUCUGCCUUCUUCUUUCCCACUGUGGCUUGGUACUAGAAAAGUCUUCUUCCGCCUUGCUUCAAAACAACAAAUUGACCUUUUCUGACUGACUAGCCGGCAGCGUCAAAACUCAAAUCUAAAGUCCACGCUGUUAUGUUUUGUCCAAUGUGUCACUCCCUGCCAUAUCUGCUAGGCUAAGUGUCAGAUUCAUCAUUGUUUUUCUUCUUGUCUGUGUCAAAGCAGCUGCAGUCCUUUUAUGUCUCAGCGAGGCCUAAAGCUCUCUACUGGUUGGUAGCCCUUCACAAUGUCUGACUCUGUUCCUUUUUAUUUGUUUCAGGUCACGUGGAGGCAGAGCUGUCGCACAAGGAAAGUUCUACACACAGCAAGGGCCAGAUUAACAUUGCUUCCUCGGACAGUGAGGUAGAAAUAGUCGGAGUGCAGGAGAAAGCACGGUAAACACUCAACAUGGGGAAAAAAUAUAACUGUGGUUGGUUUUACAAAAAAUAAUCCGCGUUUUAAUGUCCUCUGUUUCUAAAUACAGAUGUGCGCACCCAUGUGGAGGCGUGAUAAAGAGUCUCUCCUCUUGGAAAGACAACUCAGUGGAGCAGUUAAACAGCACAAAUGAACCCCAGCUCUGGACUACUGUUUCCCCUCAGCCCAACUGGGUGUCCCCUCCUGAAGUAGUGGACCUCACACUGGACGAGGACGCGGGACACAAAUACCUCCCUUAA
Molecule: messenger RNA, 7046 nt
Organism: Xyrichtys novacula (pearly razorfish)
Lineage: Eukaryota; Metazoa; Chordata; Actinopteri; Labriformes; Labridae
Source: the annotation of a GenBank genome assembly